AUGGAGGACAAGGACAACAAUUCUAGUGAGACCGGCGUUCCAUUAAUAAGUUUAUUUGUCUUUGGUGAACAAAUUGUUUUGGGCUACAUUCAGAAUUCUGAUGGCGAUUCAGACGAUGAUUCUGUUUUUCCUCAUCUUACAAACGGUUAUGCAAAUCCCGUAAAAAUUAGAGUAUCUUCGAUCGAUCUUAGUGAUGACGAAGAUACAAAAAGCAACGAAGAAGAUGAUGAUGAGAGGAUGAGAGAGGUUACUAAUUCGGCGAUACGGAGAGCGUUCAGAGAAUAUAAGAGUCGUCGGAAUGCUCCGUUGACGGCCAAGAUGACAACGAGAGUGAUGGAGAGUUGGGGUCCAAGAAUUAUAUACUGGACCAAAGCUCCAAACUCUGAAGAUUGA
Camellia sinensis is the source of this 393-nucleotide messenger RNA. The record is from RefSeq and is a predicted model, not a curated record. Lineage: Eukaryota; Viridiplantae; Streptophyta; Magnoliopsida; Ericales; Theaceae.